AUGCAUGGAUUCUUUUAUGUUGUUAAUCAUGGUGUUGAUAUAAAGUUGAUUGAACGAUUGGAUAGUGCCAGUAGACAGUUCUUUGCAUUGGACGAGCAGACAAAGAUGAAAUGGCGCAUGGAGCUAGGUGGCAAAGCAUGGCGAGGAUACUUUCCACUGGGUGGCGAGGUGACCUCUGGCAAACCAGACAUGAAAGAGGGUCUCUACCUUGGUCAAGAGUUGGACGUCACACAUCCUUUGCCAAUGCAUGGUCCCAACCUAUUUCCAGACACACCAGCAGAUUUGAAGAGUCUGGUAUUAGAGUACAUUGAAAGUGUUACCAAGCUUGGACAUUCAAUCAUGGAGGCUAUUGCAUUGAGUCUUGGUCUCGAUCAAUCAUACUUUUAUAAUCUCUACACAAAGAACCCAUUAGUACUCUUCAGGUUGUUCAACUACAAGUCACACACCAAGCAAGGUACUGAUACUACUCUAUGGGGUGUUGGCGAGCAUACUGACUAUGGCUUGUUGACUAUGUUAUACCAGGAUGAUAUAGGUGGACUUCAGGUCAAGGUACCAAAGGUAGGAUGGGUACCUGCACCUCCAGUACAUAACAGUUUCAUUUGUAAUAUAGGAGAUAUGUUGGAUAGGGUAUCAGGUGGAUUGUAUAAAUCAACUCCACAUAGAGUGGCAUUGAAUACAUCUGGUAGAGAUAGAUUAUCAUUCCCCUUAUUCUUUGAUCCCAACUUUAGUUCAACAGUAUAUCCAAUUCCAGGUAUUACAAUCAAUGACAAUGAUAACCGAUGGGAUGACAUGAACCUGUUCGACAUCAAGGGUACCUAUGGCGAUUACCUCUUAAACAAAGUUGGAAAAGUGUUUCCGCAGUUGUCAAAGACGGCCUUGCCCAAUACCGAA
Acytostelium subglobosum LB1 is the source of this 891-nucleotide messenger RNA. RefSeq lists its product as hypothetical. Lineage: Eukaryota; Evosea; Eumycetozoa; Acytosteliales; Acytosteliaceae. The transcript is spliced from 4 exons. The record is from RefSeq and is a predicted model, not a curated record. Gene Ontology annotation, molecular function: dioxygenase activity. The annotation marks the transcript as partial.